AUACUUAGUAAUAACAUGCCGUCUUGGUGUGUGGAAAGUUCUUGAUUGUUCUACAGUUACUUCCGCAGUUUCAUUGUGUGCACAAAAAUCUGGUCGAAAGAAGUGAUAUUGAGUUCGUUACAAGCAUGUCUGGAGAAGGUUUUGAUCGAAAUAUAUACCCCACGGAUCUGAGGCAUCUUUUGAAAAUUUGCCUAGAACAAACGAAAGAAGAAGAUGCGACUGGACCUUCUAAAUAUGAGGAGAUGUCGGAAGAGAGAAGAAAAUGGCUCGAGGAAGCUAUGAAAGCAGCAACAGAAGAUCCAGUUGUAGAGAUGAAAGAAUGCAUUAGAAUCUUGAUUGAAAAGGGGGACAGUGAAGAUGAAAUAGAAGAAAAAGAAGAAGCUCUAGAAAAGUUGUGCUUUUUAUGUGAAGAUAUGGACCUGUCACAAGAUUUUCAUAAAAUUGGUGGUUAUGCCCUUUUGCCACAUCUUCUUCACAAUGACUCCUCAGACAUCCGUUGGAGAGGUGCAGAAUUGAUAGCAAACCUUUGCCAGAACAACCCUUACUGCCAGAGAGCAGCACUUGAGGACAAUCUUUUACCACUCCUCAUAGACGCAUUGGAAAAAGAUAACGUGGUGCUAGUAAAAGUGAAAGCUCUAUAUGCUAUGUCAUGUUUUGUUCGUGGUUUCACAGAUGGAGAAGCUGCCUUCAUGAAAAGUAAUGGACUGUCUGUGCUAAUGAGAGCCAUGCAGGAUGGAGAUGACAAAUUAAAAGUGAAAGCCACAUUUCUCUUAAAGUGUUUAUUUUCACAAAACCGUCUUAUAAAAGAUACACUGUGUGAUAUGGGUAUGGUGGAACAGUUAGUGGGACUAUUAAGUGAACAGCACAAUAAUAACCAUGAACAUUUUAUGAAUGCCUUGUUAAGCUUGGCAACUGAGCAUCAGAGAACUAUAGAGGAAUGUCAGAGACCAGAGUUGCAUAUGAAAGAAUUGUUAAAAAACAGGAUCGAAUAUCUUACAGGAAAAGAAGAGUUUUUGGAGGAAAAGGAAUAUGCGGAACAGCUAAAGAAAAUGUGUUUUGGAUCUCAAAAUAAAGAGACUGGAGAGACUCCUGUGAACAGAUAGGAACUUACCUUGAUGCUCAUUCUGUUAUUGAGAAUUAUUGAGUACUGACUGUAGAUCCACACUGCAUUUUGCAACUGAAGAAAAACAUGAAAAUGCAUUUUUCAACCACGUCAUAUUUUACUAUCAUUUUUUUUAAGGUACUGAAAUGGUACUUUCAGUGAAUUGGCAUCCCUUUCCCGUAUAUUAUUUUCCUGCCCAAUGUAGACACCAAAUGGAUUUAAGUUUUCAAGGGAAAUUUUUUAUGUCACUAGUCAAAGCUUAAGGCAGGAUUUUAGAAGGCCACUUGAUAUGUUUUAUUCAAUUUUUCUUAUUUAAUUUUGCUAUCAAGGGUCUUGUGGAUCCUCUCUACCCUUCUUUGUGAUUGGAUACGGUUCUUUCUUUCUAAGGCCUAGAUGUGACCUUGUCCCAAUAGAUAAGGCUACUCUAUGCCUAUCUGUUCUCCAACUUGUUCUGUUAUUUUUCUCUUGCAGUUUAGUAUCUUUCAUUAAAUCUAAGUAACUGUAACGGUUGCCAGCUAGUCCUCAUCUUCUCCAUCUUAUAGUAUCUGUAAUGUUUGAGAUAUCAGCAUAGAGCUCCUGCUUUUGUGCUGUUCUCAAUAGGCUAAUGUAGCUUCCUUGCUGAUGUUUGGAAGUUGCUCUGUUAAGUGCCCAAGUGUCACAUAGGAAAUUUUUUACAGUUGUUGUGCAAAUAUAUAUCGAUUACUUGAAUGUAUCUUAGGAGAAUCUAAUACUUUUUUCUCAUUUUAUUUGUGCCGUUACGUUUGUGCUUCCCUUUCUGCAAUAUCUUUGUGCGUACUCUCUUUGUGUGAUCUAAAGUUGGUGAAGUCAGCUUAUCACCAUGAUUAAGUUUAAUAAUAAUUGUAAUUAUAAACAGAAUUUUCACAAUUAAAUCAAAAUUUAAAUCAACUGCUGACAGUGAUAGAAUCUGAUGUCUUGUAUUAGAGGAUUCUGUUAACUGGUAGUAUUCUACAAGAAUGUGUGUGAGACUUUCGCUGACUUCAGGAUUCUCUGGCUGUUGAAUUUGUUGUCUCAAAUUAUUCUCCUGGCUAGGAGCUAAGCAGUCCAACACAAGGUUCACUCCAUCCCUUAUCUUACGUGUGUAUAUAGCCUCUUGAUACAAGGUGUCACUUUUUCAAGAGGGGGGAAAACGGGUUUCUCUGAAUAGGUUCCAAAUCACCCUUUCUCAAAAACUGAUUGAAUGCAGACAGCUUCAUUUUUACAGCUGGGGUUGGAGCCUAGGAUGACCAAUGAAAAUGAGAAUUGUGUGGUAUUUUUUGCACAUUUUAUGGUAUCUUUUUGUGUCAAAUCUAGGUGGCCUCUAAGUGCAUCUUGAAGGUUUUCUCCUCACUGACUGACAAUCUUCAGAAUGUCUUUUUAGUUCUGCUAAGUGUUCUGAUGAGUGUAUGUAUUCUGAAUGAGGAAUAGGCUAAAUAUCAUUAUGCACUGCCCAUCUUUCUUAUCAGAGUGUGUAGUAUAAAAUGUUAUUUACAGUGCAGUUCAUUUUUGGAAACCUGGUUGAGCCUCAUUUAUGACAUCAUUUAACUCAGUUCGUCAAUCUAUUACAUUAUAUUCCAGAAGAUCUUACCUGUUACCUGGCAGUGUAAAACCCCAAUAAUAAUUUGGGUCCCUUCUCUUUUUUUUUCAUGGGGAAAACAGUCUAGCUGGUAGCCUAUGGCUUAGGGCUUUGCCUUUAAGGGGAAAUUAAAGCUACAUCGACUGGGGACAUCUAAAAAAAAUUGGAAAGGGGGGUUUUGGGGGGCCCAUACCUUGCUUGAACUUCAAUCUGAUUCUUUUCAUCCAAAGCCUGGGAAGUGUCAGUAGCAAAUUAUAGUUUUUUUUUGUUGUUGAAUUCUGGGGGAGGGGAACUAUGAAGGAAAUGAAAAAACCCAUAACAAGAAAUUAUGAGGAGGCACUGUCAUAAUUUGGGAGUAAUCUAGUUAUCUCCCUUCGAUAAAUGUAACAUCUGCUAAAAGAAUGUCUCCCAUGACAUUAAAGGCUCCUUCUACUUGUGGCCCAUGAAAGCAAGCCAUGAGAGACAAGGCCAUCUUGCUUAGUGCAGGGUAUCUCUUUGUAUCCCUGACUGAAACCCACCAGAUAUCAGCUAUGUCAGUAUCAGAAUACUGAGGAAAGGAAUUGUCAACCUGAAAGAUGUAAUGUUACAAGCAGAGGAGCGAACACCAGACAACACGUUGUUAAUAAUUACUCAACUGCAGCACACAGCUGCGCUUUAUUCUAAUUGGAUAAUAUUACACAAUGUGCAUGACGCACCACUAUGUGACAUCCCCCCCCCUUUUAAAGGAAAAAAACAUACAGACAAUCACUUACCAAUUACUUAUAUGUCUAGCUACAAAAUUUGAUACACAUGCUUAUCUUAAACAUUGUAUUACCACCUUAGUUAAAGUAAUAAAAUACAAAUAAAAGUAAAAGUUCUGUUAUGAUUGUCUCUGAUCAGCAAAAUGCAUUUUAUAAUUAGUGCAAUAACAUUAAACACAACAUGUCUCCUCUAGUAAACAGUCAAUAU
This is a messenger RNA of Lingula anatina, 3623 nucleotides long. Its product is annotated as hsp70-binding protein 1-like. NCBI's taxonomy places the organism in Eukaryota, Metazoa, Brachiopoda, Lingulata, Lingulida, Lingulidae. Gene Ontology annotation, molecular function: adenyl-nucleotide exchange factor activity. Gene Ontology annotation, cellular component: endoplasmic reticulum. The record is from RefSeq and is a predicted model, not a curated record.